AUGGCCCCCUCCGCCGACUCCAUCAUCGCCACCUUGAACCUCACCGCCCACCCCGAAGGCGGCUACUUCCGCGAGACCUUCCGCGACGACUCCUCUUCACCACAACAAUCCCGCCCAGCCUCCACCCUGAUCUACUACCUCCUCCGCUCCACGCAGUUCUCAGCCCUACACCGCCUCGACGCCACCGAAGUCUGGCAUUUCUACGCCGGCACGGCCGCGCUCGAGGUCGUGGAGCUGCCUGUCGACGGUGAUGGCAGGGUGGGGCCGAAGGUGACGAGGUUGGGGAUGCGGCUGGAGGAGGGGGAGAGGCCGCAGUGUGUGGUUGGGAAGGGGACGUGGUUUGGUGCGCGGCUGGCGAGGGAGGGUGGAGGAGGGGAAGGGGAGGGGGAGAGGUGGGCGCUCGUGGGGUGUACGGUGGCGCCGGGGUUUUUGUUUGAGAAGUUUGAGAUGGGGAGCAGGGAGAGAUUGUUGGCGGAGUGGCCUGGGUGUGAGGAUGUGGUGAGGGAGUUGACGAGGGACGGUUGA
Messenger RNA from Cyphellophora europaea CBS 101466, 525 nucleotides. RefSeq lists its product as uncharacterized. NCBI's taxonomy places the organism in Eukaryota, Fungi, Ascomycota, Eurotiomycetes, Chaetothyriales, Cyphellophoraceae. The transcript has a single exon. Gene Ontology annotation, cellular component: intracellular anatomical structure. The record is from RefSeq and is a predicted model, not a curated record. Bases 1 to 525 code for a protein of 174 amino acids.